UCUCGUUUGUGCAUUUAUUGUCCCACCUCUUCUUCUCUCCUCUCUAAGAGGGUCAAGCCGUACUGUGCGUGGUAGGCGAGCGGAACGAGGGAUCCGGAGGAAGUGUCCGUGGCUGACUGGGGACAUGGUCUGCAGGGACAAUAAAUAGGGCGUGGUCUGGAAAAGGUCUUCGAUUGUUCGUGUCAGCUGUUUUCAGGCAAUUUGCCAGGUAUGCCCGCGUGAUACGAAUAUCAAUAUGACAGUUCGUCAAUGGGCUCGUGCCUUGUCGACCCUGCUGCUGAUUGCGAGAUUGCGAGAGCAGAUUGCAGAAGUUUGGCGGGGUUGUUACUCGUUAAAGGCGAGGCUUGAGUGUUUUCUGGGGGCGAGAGCGAGCGAUCUUCGAACUGCGACUUUUGCAACAUCGACUCUCCUCUUCCACGUUCACCUUCUUGUCGCGUUUCUCCUUUUCCCUUCUGUUGAUCUUCUUUUUCGCUUGUUGGAAAUCACUAAGGGAAGCUGACAUUGUCGUUCAGGCCUUCGAUGCUGCACCAGCUGACCUCUCUGAACCAGACAUCGUGACUCAAUAAGCUACAGGCUACCACGGUACUGGGCUCCUUCCCGUUGCUCCGCCUACUCUUGAAAAAAUGAGAUAGAAAAAUUCAGAAGAAGCACGUCUUCCUACCCUUCCCUCUUUUCUUCCCCUGUCGUCCCUCAGCCACAAUGAGUGCUGCUCCGCCCUUGAUCACGACGACGGCCCCUCAGCCUAUUCCUGCGACCUCGAUAGAGGCCAAACUGGUGGUUCUUGGUGCUCAAGGGGUUGGAAAGACUUCCCUUGUGUCCCGCUUCAUAAACCCAACUGCACAGUUGUCUAAAAACGUUCAGUCGACGAUCGGCGCGUCCUUUGUCACGAAACGCAUUACCGACCCAGACACAUCGACGACUGUUCGCCUGCAAAUAUGGGACACUGCGGGGCAAGAGAGGUUCAGAAGCAUAUCUCGACUCUAUUAUCGAGGCGCGAAUGCUGGUCUGCUAUGCUACGACAUAACCAAUGAACACAGUUUCGAAGAGAUGAAGACAUGGCUAGCAGAGAUGAAGGAGAAUUGCGAGGAAGGAGAGGCCAUGCCCAUCAUCCACGUGGUUGGUACAAAGACCGACAUUGUUGCAGAUGAUCCCUCGCGCCGGGAGGUCACUUUUGAGAGAACCAUUGCAUAUGUGGCAGAGCAACUGGGAGCCGUGGUUGCGCAGAGUACUGCUUCGACACCCCCCUUGACCAUGAAACCUGGCAACAUACAGAGUCCAGACUCGAAACGCAGCUCGGGAUUUUGGAACCAGGAUAUUGGAUGGGAUAGCUGUCACGAAGUCAAUGCGAAGGAUGGUGAAGGCAUCGAGGAGGUCUUUCGGGUGAUUGCGCGAAAAUUGAUCGAGCAGAAGCAUCAAAAGGAUGCUGUCGAGAUGGCCCGGCUGCAGCAAACUCCUGGGUAUCGGAGUGAGAAUGGAGACGACUAUUUUGCAGGACACCAUGGCCACAACGGAAGCUUUAGAGUUGGGUAUGGAGACAAAAGACGAAGCUGGCUGGGUUUGCCGAGUGUUGGAUUGGGUAUCGGCGAAUCUGAAGGUGGAGGACCGGGCUACGGGACUCGCGAUCCGGAAGAAGCCAGACGCAGAGGGAGGUGCUGUUGAUACGCAUAUGCACUGGUGGAGUUGAAACAAUCAUCGGGCACAGGUAAUUGUCGUUCCUGGGCGAGAUGCAAGGCGCACGGGGUUUAGGAUCCUUGUCACAUUCGGAAGGACAGCUCAUGGCUUGGUGGGAAUGGAUAUCUGCUUACUCGGAACACUGCACUGUAUACGAAGAUAGGUCCCAGGCUUAUGAUUUUGAUGCUGAGAAGAUGCAAUACAUUUGUUACGGCC
This is a messenger RNA of Exophiala xenobiotica, 1887 nucleotides long. RefSeq lists its product as uncharacterized. Gene Ontology annotation, molecular function: GTP binding; GTPase activity. Lineage: Eukaryota; Fungi; Ascomycota; Eurotiomycetes; Chaetothyriales; Herpotrichiellaceae. Gene Ontology annotation, biological process: intracellular protein transport. Gene Ontology annotation, cellular component: endomembrane system. The transcript has a single exon. The record is from RefSeq and is a predicted model, not a curated record. The coding region runs from base 700 to 1659 and encodes 319 amino acids.